Messenger RNA from Paramecium sonneborni, 1287 nucleotides. The record is from the annotation of a GenBank genome assembly. Lineage: Eukaryota; Ciliophora; Oligohymenophorea; Peniculida; Parameciidae.
AUGAGUGAAAUAAUUGUCAAAAGAAGAGAAUAAUUUAGAACAGAAAUCCGUAAGUAAAAUCUAGAAAAAGAAUUUAGUAAGAAAAGAUUUGAAAAAAGCAAUCUAAUUCAGGAUAUAUAUGAAUGUAACAAUUUAAUUGAUUUUGAACUUAAAUACAAAGAUCAAAUAGAAAAUCAAAUUCAGUUAAUUCUUCAAAACCCAGACAAUUAAAACAUAGAAAAACUCAUAUUAUUAGUAUAGCAAUUAAGCUCUAAAUACAGUGUUUAUAUAAUAGAUCAUAAUAUUUAUAAAACACUCUAACAAAAUGAUUUAGACCUUAAUUUGUGUUUGAACUUAAUGUGCAAUUUGUGUGUUGAACCGACAGUAGUUAAACAUAUUUUCUCUGAUUAGAUUUAAAAAGAGAGAUUAACUUAAUAUUUAAACAUAAUUAGUGGCAAUUUAUUUGAAGAACAUAGAAAGCUUUAUUGGGAGUUUAUGCUAAUUCUUUCGAAUUCAGCCCAUACCCCUUUUCCAUUUCUGAAACAAAUAUUUUUAAUAUGUUGUGAAGAGUUGAUCUAAUGCAGAAAUAGCACUACUUAGAUGCAAAUUCGAAUACUUCCCCACUUAAUUUAAAAAUAUCCAUAAGCUAACUAAUUCUAUUGGGAAGCCUUUAAUUCUGCUAAUUCAGAAGAUAGAAAACCUUGGAAAUGCUUGUUACAUUUUCUAAAGUAACCAAAUUCUGAUGUUUUUUGUUGUGAUUAAUUAUUAUUAGCAAUAAACUAUUUAGUUUAGCAUGCAAUUUCUAAAAUUUACUAUGAUUAAAUUGUUACUUUGGAAUUAAUGUUUGCACUUUAAAGUAACCUUUAUAGACACUAAAAAACUAUGGUUCGAUCUACUAAAAUAAUGUAAAUGAUUUUUGAAGAAAAUGACAAUUUUUUUCAAUUUAUUAGUGACGAUCUGAUUAAAUUACUUAAAAUUACAUUUGUAGAUGGAUAAAUAGAAAUUUUGAAACUCUUAGAAAUAAUUCUUCGCAAACGAUAACAUUUUCUAUUAUUAAUGGAUGAAUAUCAAAUAAUUGAAAUGCUUUUUGAUAUUCUAAGAUAAGAUAUAUCUACAACUAUUAAUUAUGCAACUCUAAAUUGCAUAGCCCUUUCAUUAUUUUAAAGUACAGAGAUGGAAAAAUAUUAAAGAUAUUUUUAAAAUCAUUUUUCUACUUUUAAGGACAUUUUAGAAAGGUUUGUUUAUGAUACAAAUAAAUCGGUCUAAUAAACUACUGAAUAUCUCUUAAGAGCAUACUUUGAGAAAUGA